Messenger RNA from Megalops cyprinoides (Indo-Pacific tarpon), 2964 nucleotides. RefSeq names its product SET domain bifurcated histone lysine methyltransferase 2 (gene setdb2). Gene Ontology annotation, molecular function: DNA binding; zinc ion binding; protein binding. Bases 761 to 2839 code for a protein of 692 amino acids. The record is from RefSeq and is a predicted model, not a curated record. Gene Ontology annotation, cellular component: nucleus. The transcript has 11 exons. Gene Ontology annotation, biological process: negative regulation of gene expression; heterochromatin organization. Lineage: Eukaryota; Metazoa; Chordata; Actinopteri; Elopiformes; Megalopidae.
AGUCACGGAGUAACACAAGGACAAAAGCCUUCACUAUAACCGGAGAAGUACAACGCGAUCUCACUGCUAUAUAACAGGAAACAAUUAAUUUGUCAAUACUUUUCAUGAACUGGUUUUAGACUAGCUAGGCUAUGAUGCCAACGUCUGGGAAUUGCUUUACCCCUGGCCAUCAACCGUUCGGUUAGCCAGCUGUGUGUCUAAUUCUUUGACGCAAACUACACAGCGAACUGUGGACGCUCUUCCUGUUCAAAGCAGUUGCGUCUUCAGUGGAGCACACUGGCAACACAAUCCAAAUGGCACAUCCGUGUCACAAUCGCGUGUUGUAGCUGGGUACAAAGAAAUUUACGUUAGUUACAGAAAGAACCGGAUCUGGGCAUGGGAUAAUUUAAAUAACUAAAGCACUCCGUGCGUGACUUUAACAGUAGCUUUAACAACGGCAUACAUUUAUCCGAAAUGAUCUAGCCUGUCAGCUACUCAAGUAUGUUGAAAAAUCCAGGUAGAGGUCCAUGGCGACCCGUCACAGAAUCGCUUGUCUUUUAUUUUGUGAGUUGGACAUGACUUGUUCCGUGCAGAAAUAUCGCCACAAACUUUAUAAAAGGCGGCAGCGUAAAGUGCUCGCAGAUAUUCAGCCAGCUGGAUGAACAAGCGAAACGCUUCGCUGACCGCCUCGUGGUUGAUGAAACAUUUUUAACCGAGCACUAUUUCAGUUGCUUAUCGGCAGUUACUGGAUACAAUUACUGGGCCCUCAGCUAACGAAAACAUGGAACAGACUGGGGCAUCUGAAGUUGAAAAGGCGAAGCAAUUUUGGAGAAGCGUGGACGUGGACAUUGCUUUUAAACUGUUGUGGGACCACCAGCAGUAUCUGCGACAGAGCAUAAAAACCUGCACAGCAACAGACGAAGAGCUCAUUCAGGGCAUGAAUAUCAUGCUGGCAGCUGAACUGUGUCUCAGUGCAAAGAGUGAAUCUGACUCGAUUGAAGAGGUGUUUAUUAGUGCUGAGAUAUUAGCAGUGCCUGUUACAGAGGGGGACAGUGAGCAGCAGGACCUGCAGGACGGUCUGGGGUGUCAGUGGGGGCUGGACAGUGUGCUGCUGGAGGAAGAGUCACGGUGCGGACAGAUCCAGUCUUCCAGCCCAGAUGACCCCAGGUCGCCACCUCAGCGUGAUGGGGCUGAUCUCCUCGCCCCUCUGUCCCCUCUCCAGUCUGACCUAGGCGGCUCCAUUGCCCCCCUAUCAACCUCCCAUUCUGACGGAGCUGAUCUCCUGGCUCCCCUGUCCCCCCUCCAGUCUGCCGAAGCUGAGCACCUUGGCCCCCUGUCCCCGCUCCAGCCCUCUUUCCAGACCCACUCCUGUAACUGGACCUGCGUACCCGGCCUGCCCCUCUCAGUGGAUCACUUCCGGGGUCACAACCCCCUGCAGGUGCCCAUAAUGUGCCGUUUCCAGCGGCAGCAUGCCAAGCCCGAGGGCCAAAGGGCGGGGCUCGAUCCCAGCGGGCCAGAAGUAUUCUACAAGGCCCCCUGCGGGCGGAGCCUGCGCAGGCCCGCGGAGGUGCUGCGCUACCUUCGCGAGACGGAGAGCGACGGGGUCCUGCACCUGGGCAACUUCAGCUUCACCCCGUCCGUGCUGCUGCAGCACUCGGCCUCGCCACCAGGGGGAGCCGCCGUGGUGGUGCUGGAGCCGGACAUCAGCCGCGGGGCGGAGCACUUGCCCGUGCAGCUCUGCAAUGAGGUGGACGGCACGCGGCCGGAGAAGUUCCGCUACCGCAAGGACAGGUGGCCGCGCGGCUGCUUCGCCGGCUCCGGCCCCAUCUUCUCCGCCUGCUGUGACUGCGCAGACGGCUGCGUGGACAGGAACAAGUGCUCCUGCCUGAAGCUGUCGCUCAGAGCCGGCCUCAGGGCCAAACUCUACGACUCCAGGCGACUGAAUCACCCGGUACCGUCUGGGAUCUAUGAGUGCGGUCCCUGGUGCGGGUGUGACCGCGUGCGGUGCCAGAACCGUGUGGUCCAGCACGGUCUGCAGGUGCGGCUGCAGGUCUUCCGCACACAGGACCGCGGCUGGGGGGUGCGGUGCCGAGACGACCUCGACAGGGGCACCUUCGUCUGCACGUACACAGGUGUGGUCAUGAGGGCGGGGCUAGGCUUGCGUAGGACAGGGGCAGGCUCAGAUGGAGCAUGUUUGGGAACGGUGACCUCUGCCCCCCUCACCCCCAAGCGCAAGCGAGAGGAGCAGUCCUCGGACGACGACGUGGAGGUGGUGGAGGAGUGGAGGGUGCCCGCGGUGGAGACGGGCACGCCCCCUGGUCCCUCGCCCCCGGCCUCACCCUCGUUACACGUCUCGGUGAUUCAGAGCCCUGCGGGGCAGGACAAGGAGCAAGCAGGCGAGGAGUCUGCUGUCACAGAGAGAUCCCCAUGGUCGCUGUCUCUGCAGGGCCAGGCCCACUCAGAUGCAGAGGUCGAUGAGUGGGAGGAGACUGAGGGUGUGGUGAAAGAGGCGGAGCCCUGGCUGAACUCUGACUGGGGGGCGGAGCCAGAAAGGGAAGGCGGAGACAUGGAUGAGUGCCACGGUGAAGCAGAGGGAGAGCACGUGUAUUACCUGGAUGCCACAGAGGAGGGCAAUGUGGGGAGGUUCCUAAAUCACAGCUGCUGCCCCAACCUGUUCGUGCAGAACGUGUUCAUGGACUCCCACAACCGCAACUUUCCGACAGUGGCCUUCUUCACCAGCAGGCCUGUGACGGCAGGGACGGAGCUGACCUGGAACUACUCGUAUGACCCUGGAAGCGCCCCGGAACAGGAAGUGCCGUGUCAGUGCGGCUGGGAGAGCUGCCAGGGUUCUCUGAUAUAAGGACGAGGUCACAUGGAGAGCACAGGAUUUACCCGAGUGCAGCAAACCUGUUAUCCCCCGCCCUCACUGCACUUCUCCCCCAGGGGCUGCUUUGAGUGGGAAAGCCUCGAGAGGCCUAGCCUAGC